Molecule: messenger RNA, 7742 nt
Organism: Scylla paramamosain (green mud crab)
Lineage: Eukaryota; Metazoa; Arthropoda; Malacostraca; Decapoda; Portunidae
Gene: Nmdar1
Product: glutamate [NMDA] receptor subunit 1-like
Exons: 20
Coding region: 1513-4761 (1082 amino acids)
Biological process (GO): regulation of membrane potential; ionotropic glutamate receptor signaling pathway; chemical synaptic transmission
Cellular component (GO): neuron projection; NMDA selective glutamate receptor complex; synapse
Molecular function (GO): NMDA glutamate receptor activity
Source: RefSeq, a predicted model, not a curated record
GCAAUGCUAAUGAGUGACCCGGCGUCUCGUAGCUGAAGGAAGGGCGAGGGAGGGCGAGAUGCGCACCUGAUGGGGAGAGGGCCAUUGCUCGCCCGGAGUUAUGACUAGGCUGUAUUUUGACCUAGCGUCGCCGCCUUCAGCAGGGCGUGGGUAUUGAUGAAGGACCUUGUUAUAUGAGCAUCCGUGCUCUAGUUGGUGAAGGCCCAUGGCACGUAUCACGGGCGGGGUGGGCGCGGGCGGGCGUGUUUAUCUGGAGCGCGCCUGGAUCAAUACACCAUUGGUGGCAGGGAGGGUUGAGGCGACCCGUCCUCUCGACCCGCCUUCAUAAUGCUCUUUAUAUUUACAUCCUGCUGUUUCCUACACUGCCUUAGGCCUUCGCUUCGACGUUGUAGCUGCCUGUGCUGUCUCGUCUAGGUCCAUGCCUGACCCGUACCCUCCACCACGCACCUUUUGUCCCUGAAAAUCUGCCUCCCGGGCCGGGCGGGGCGUGAGGUGCUGCUGCCCUGCUGGAGACGUCUCUGCCGCUGCCGCCUCCGCCACCGCCGCCGUAGCCGGUCCAGAAGCCCCCUCGGCGGGCCUUGGUGAUUGGGAAUGCCCCUGUGGAAGGACCGUGAUCAGUGUGUGUUGGGGCAGAGUCCGUGGGAGUCGCUACCUGGGGUCUGGCAGGCGCGUGGAGGAGGGCGAGGAGGGCUGGACCCACUGGCAUGCCUGCUUCAGGAGCCUCCAUUCGCGCGCUGACUCCCACACUUCACCCCCCUCUGUCUCCCCCCCCAGCCCGGACCACACCACAUAGCGUUCUUUCCUACGUUCCUUCCUCACUUGGUUCAUUAAAUGUGUCUUCGUUAACCAGUGACUCGCUUGUGUAUAAACUGUUCGUCUGAGUCUGCCUGCGUUGGCCCCAGACGCAUGAAAAAAAUAGAAAAAUAAGAGAGGUUGUUGCCUUUCGCGUUCACAUCUCGAGUAAAAAAGAAACGCAGAAAAUUUAUAAAAAGUGAAGAAGAAAAGGAAAAGUGAAAGAAAAUCGGUGCAGUCUUAUAUCUCCGACAGCAGUCUUUCUUUGUUGUUGUUGUUGUUGUGUUUUUCUUUAAACUCUUUUUGUUUCGUGUGUCUGUGUUCCCUCCCCCACCCCCCGCUUACGAUCGUGCUAUAGGGAGUGAGGCAAGGGCAAGGCGUGACAGGUGCACCAACACCCAAUUGUAUUAGUGUGCGGAUGUCUGGAGUCAGCUGCUGUACACUCCGCCACACUGCUGCCGCCGCCACCACCACUGCUGCUUCCGCUGUCCCUUCCCUUACUACUCUUCGUUUUCCCUCUACUAAUAUCGCUGCUGCUGCUACUACUACUGCUGCUGCUGCUACUGUUGCUGCUACUACCACUACUGCUACUACUACAACUACUACCACUACUACUGCUGCUGCAACUACUGCCGGUACGGGUGCUGACUGUGCUGAGGAGUCGCUGUCCUCUGUCCAGGCCACUACCCACUCCGAGGCUGCACAAGAAGACAUGAGGUGAUGGCGCGGGUGGCGGGGGUAGUGGCGGUGGUGGUGUCGGUGGUGGUGGUGGUGGUGGUGGCGGGUUUGCUGGCUCCGGUGCGGGGCUCGAACCCUUCCGAGGCCCCAGAUGCAAACCAGUUCAACAUAGGCGGCAUCCUUUCCAACAAUAAGUCACACGACCACUUCAAGCAGACCAUAUCGCAGCAGAUCAACGACAACAGGACCUACGUGGACGCGAACACGACUCUCCAUGAAGUGACAAUGCUCAUGGACUCCAACCCUAUCCGCACCGCCCUCGAGGUGUGCAAGCAGCUCGUCUCCAGAUCGGUGUAUGCGGUAAUAGUGUCCCACCCUCUGAAUGGCGACCUCUCCCCGGCGGCUGUCUCCUACACCAGCGGCUUCUACCACAUCCCCGUCAUCGGCAUCUCCUCGAGGGACUCUGCUUUCUCUGACAAGAAUAUCCACGUCUCCUUCCUCCGCACCGUGCCGCCGUACAGCCAUCAGGCCGACGUGUGGGUGGAGCUGCUCAAGACCUUCCAGUACCAACAGGUGGUCUUCGUACACUCCUCGGACACGGACGGACGUGCGCUCCUCACUCGCUUCCAAAACCAAGCUCAAAGUCACGAAGACGACAAAGAUAUUAAGUUAGAAAACGUGAUAGAGUUCGAGCCCGGACUCAACUCCUUCGUGGACAAACUCAAGGAAAUGAGGGAGGCAUCAGCAAGAGUCAUCCUCCUCUACGCCAACAAAGAGGACGCUGGCACCAUCUUUCACGACGCCAGCUACAUGAACAUGACGGGGCUGGGCUACGUGUGGGUGGUGACGGAGCAAGCCCUCAGCGCCAGCCACGUGCCCCCUGGUGCCAUCGGCCUCAAACUAGUCAACGCUUCCGACGAGGACGCCCACAUCACCGACAGCCUGUACGUGCUGGCGAUGGCCCUGAAGAAGCUGCGGGAGGAAAAGAACUCGACGCAGCCUCCGCCCAAGGACUGUAAUGACACGAGGGGCUCCUGGGAAACUGGCAAGAAACUCUUCCAGUACAUCUUGGAACAGGUGCUCAAGAAUGGCCUCACGGGUAAGGUCGCCUUCGAUGAGAACGGCGACCGAAUCAACGCCGAGUAUGACGUCAUCAACAUCCAGGAGGUGAACAGGACGGGCCUCCUGAGGAAGGAACACAUACGGGUCGGCCAAUACAAAUAUAACAAGCCGCCUCGCAGUGCAGGGAAAGAGGAGGGUGGGAAGACCAUUGGCUCCACCACCCCGCAGUCGCAGACCAAGGAGUCCAUGACGCUGGUGAUCAACGAGAACGCCAUCGUGUGGUGCGGCAACACCACCACCAAGCCUCAGGGCUACAUGAUCCCCACCAGACUGAAGGUGCUGACCAUCGAGGAGAAGCCCUUCGUCACCACACAGAAGAUUGAGAGCAAGGCGGAGUGUCUGGGAGGCGGACGAGUGCUGUGCCCCUGGUUUAACUCGACCAGUGAAGGCACAGACCUGUACUGUUGCACGGGCUACUGCAUCGACCUGCUCAUCACACUGGCCAACAAGAUCAACUUUACCUUCGAGCUCGCUCUCUCCCCAGACGGCGAAUUUGGUUCUCUCCAGAUGAAAGAGAGCAAGAAGGAGUGGACCGGCUUGAUCGGACAGCUGGUGAAUCAGACCCACGGUGCGGACAUGAUAGUGGCGCCGCUCACCAUCAAUCCGGAACGUGCCCAGGUCAUCGAGUUCUCCAAGCCUUUCAAGUACCAAGGCAUCACCAUCUUGGAGAGGAAGCAACCUCGCUACUCCACGCUGGUAUCCUUCCUGCAGCCCUUUCGCAAUACCCUGUGGAUCCUGGUGAUGGUGUCCGUGCACGUGGUGGCUCUGGUGCUCUACCUCCUCGACAGGUUCAGUCCCUUUGGCAGGUACAAGCUGGCCAACACUGACGGCACGGAGGAAGACGCCCUCAACCUGUCCUCGGCAAUAUGGUUUGCCUGGGGAGUUUUGCUCAACAGUGGGAUUGGUGAAGGCACGCCGCGGAGCUUCAGCGCGAGGGUGCUGGGCAUGGUGUGGGCCGGCUUCGCCAUGAUCAUCGUCGCCUCUUACACUGCCAACCUGGCGGCCUUCCUCGUGCUGGACCGACCCCAGACCUCCCUCACCGGUAUCAACGACGCCAGGUUACGAAACCCGAUGGAGAACUUUACCUACGCGACGGUGAAAGGCUCCUCGGUGGACAUGUACUUCAGGCGGCAGGUGGAGCUGAGUAACAUGUACCGCACGAUGGAAGGCAACAACUACCCCACCGCUGAGGCCGCUAUCACUGCCGUCAAGUCCGGGAGACUAAAGGCGUUCAUCUGGGACAGCUCGCGUUUAGAGUACGAGGCGGCGCAGGACUGUGAGCUGGUGACUGCCGGCGAGCUCUUCGGGAGGUCGGGCUACGGCAUCGGCCUCAAGAAGAACUCCCCCUGGGCAGACCGGGUGACGCUGGCCAUCCUGGAAUUCCACGAGAGCGGCUACAUGGAGGAGUUGGACAACAGAUGGAUCCUGCAGAACCAGGAGGACACUUGUAACACAGACGAGAAGGCGCCAGCCACCCUCGGCCUCAAGAACAUGGCUGGCGUGUUCAUCCUGGUGGCGGCCGGCAUCGUUGGCGGUAUCGGACUCAUCAUUAUUGAAAUCAUCUACAAGAAGCAUCAGAUCAAGAAGCAGAAGCGCCUGGAGAUCGCCCGCCACGCCGCCGACAAGUGGAGGGUAGCCAUUGAGAAGAGAAAGACGCUGCGUGCCUCCAUGAUGAUGCAGAGGAGACUGAAGGCCAACGGCGUCAAUGAGCCCUCGGUGAUAUGCGUCAACGUGGAGAGCGGAGCUGGGUCCGGGGCAGGUGCCGGAGCUGGGGACGGGGCUGGGGCUGGGGCUGGGACAACUUCGGGGACAGCAUCAGGGGCAGCGGCGGGGGCACCGGCGGGGGCAGGUGCCAUAGCGGUCAGCUCUGAUGGCGGGGCUGCUGUUAGUGGACCAGCAAGCAUUGGAAUCAUUGACUUGCCACGGAUGCUGCCGCCGCCCCCGCCCGCACCCUCAGCCCCUCCCUUGCCUCCCGGCUUACCGCCAGACGUUCCCCCGGCACCUCCUGCCCCUCGCUGGGGCAACGACAUAAGGCAACGGCACAUUUCCUCAGCUCAGGACGAGGCUUUGCCCCCACCCCCGCCGCCUCCCAAGGGCGUGGACACGAUGCGGCUGCACGCUUCCUACAAGAACCUGUUCGGCCCCGAUCCGCCUGACCUGGUGGCGUGAGCGUCUGCUGCGGCCUCUGUAUCAGAGGCGGCCAGGCUCACAGGGGCGGGGGAUCCUGGCGGGGAGGACCACUCACUCCCCUCUACAUUACGUCCACUCGGCGGCGCCCCGGGCCAUGCCUCCCUCGGGCCCCGGCGCCGGGAGCCACCAAAGGCCCCGGCCAGGCCAGGGGGCACUAACUACGCUUCUCACUCGUCAACAACAUUGUAUAAAUCAUAAACAUUUAUAGCAUGUUAUAAGUGGGUCCCGGAACCUGGACCAGCCCGACUUUGUUUAUUUUGGUAAAACACAUUCAUCCCUUAUGCUCCUCCUGGCUAAUAACCGAACGGUAAAUUUAUGAUUACAACAAUUACUAGGCGGGUGGUAAGGUACUAUGUGGUUGUAUGUGUGUAGAUAUGAUGUAUGUAUGUAAGUGUGUAUGGCGUACGUAUGUAUGCAUAUGUGAUGUAUGUACGUAAGGAUGGAUGGAAGGACGAGUGGCGUGUGUAAGUAUGCAUGUAUGUAUAGUCAGGAGCCGACAAGUGUCAACCAGCCCCACCCUCACCAGGAGUUUUAUAUAUAUAUACCUAGCUAGGGAGUAUUAGUGUGGAGCCCCAAUCCCUGUGGUGGGGCGGGGGAGGACCCGCCCUCACGCCCGGCGCGAGGCGGGAGCUGCGCACAGGAGUGCCUCGAGAAGCCGGGGUUGCGGCGGGCACAGUCACCCUCCUUCACACCCGCCCGUCAAGAAGGUUCAGGAAUGCGUCACCUCAUGUGUUAACGGCCGCGUGCUGAACCCAAGCAUCCUCCAAUCCUCCACUCCCACGAUGCGACCACCAGCGGCCAGGCCCCACGGCGGCUCCUCUCGCAGACUGACUGCGUCGCGGGAGGCUGAGCGGCGCCAGCCUCUACACGACGCAGCCAUAUUGCUGAAAAAAAUAAUAAUAAAUAAGUAAAUAAUCAUGAUAAUGCUAAAAAAAAGUUGGGUUCUCUCGUCAGCCCGGGCCAGGAAGUGGAUGCGUAGACACAUUCUUCAAGUUAAGACGGAGACGAAGAUGGGUGAUAAUGCUCAGUUUGCCCCAAUCAUCCCCCAAAGACAGCACACAGGGUGACUGCGGCUUCCCCCUCCCACCACUGUUUUCUGUUAGCCUCGUAAGGCUUGCUAAUAUCCGGAAUCUACAUUGUUGAUGAUACGCUUAUUAUCGUUGUGUGUUGUGACGACGACCACUCGGCGGCCCCGCACAGACCACUCUCAGGCCGCCAGGCUGGUGCUGCACGCCGAGGACUUGUGGUGUGCUGGUCUGUUCCCGCUGCUGUUUAUAUGUAUACACUUGUUUGUAAAAUCGGAGGCUGACGAAAUAUGAAAUUUAAACAAAAGACAUUUUCCAAGAACUUUUAAGAAAAAAAAAAAAUAUUGCAGAAGCUUAUAAACUUAGCUGAUAAUGUUUAGAAAAGUUAGUAAAAAUAAAUUGUUACAUAACGAUCAUUAUGAUUUCACUCACAACACGAGGGCGGGCUGAGCGCAGCGCCGCCCGGGAGCCGGCCACUCCGGCCUUCUGGCCACCAGGUGUUGCAAUAAGAUGCCGUGAGCCUUGUCACACCACUACUGGAGGGUGAGAAUAGCCUAAUAUGUGGCGUAGAAAGGUGUUUAGUCUGUGUGUGUGUGUGGGUGUUGGUGGGUGGGUGGGUGUAUGUGGGUGUGCGUGCGUGUAUGUAUAUGCGUGUGUGUGCGUGAGUUUGUGUGUUUGAUACAAGCAUUCAGAUUGGAGCUAAAAACUUACUAUUGUAAUGGUAGUUUUUGUGAAUUUUGUAUUAUUUUAAGAUUUUAUUUUGUGGCCUCAAAUGUCAUUUUCAUUGUUGUUGUAAUUCGAUUAUUUUGAACUAGACCAUAACAUUACGCUCACGUCGCCCGUGCAGGCUCUGGCGGCCACACCCCCCUUCGUCAUGAGGGAAUCCUUCGCCUGCUGACAGGCGCUGCCACCACUAUACUAUGGGUUAAUAUACAUGUGUAAUGAUUUAUUUAUUUAUUUAUUAUUUUUUUGCAUGUUAUAAGUAUUUGUACUGGUUACAUUCGUGGUGACGAGAGUUGUGUGACCCGUGCUGCUGUGGUGAUCCGGCAUAGGAAUGUUUGUUUUUUUGUUAAUGUACUGUAAGAUAUCACAUCAAGAUAUAUACCCUAUGUGACUCAAGGAACAAAAAGCCUGCUGGUGCCCCACACACCUCCCGUCGCCCCCUUGACUGCUGCUCUCCACUAUAACUAACGACAUGUCUCAGUGGUUCCCGGCGUGGGUCUCCGCAGUGUUGGGAAGCUCGAGCCGCUCACUCCUGUCUGGCGCUCAUUCACCAUGAGCAAUGUAUAGUGAACACUUUAAGAACUCCAUGCCGUGCUCCUGUGGAACAUGGAAAAUAACUGACCUUCGUGCACAAUUUAAAUACGCACAAGAAAACAACUUUGGGUCAAGUAUAUAUACAUAUAUAUCUUUUUUUAAACUAAUGAAUCGAAUGUACUAUAAUGAUAUUGAUAAUAAUAACGGUUGCAUAGAAAGCCUCGAGCCACACACUGGCUGGAAACUAGUGUGGCUGUGUUCUUUCUGCAACGUAAUAUUUUAUACGAACCUACCUAGUACAAGAUCCAUUUCUUCGAGUAACCGGCUUGUUAAUGUAUCAUCAUAUUUCUACUACCUUCAAUUUCCUUCCAUCAUUUAUUAUAUUGCCGUUAUUUUUAGAUAGAUGCGAGCGACAAGAAGCCAAGCUGGAGUGUGAUAAGCUGUGAUACCAGAGGAGAGAGCGCCCCGCUGCCGGGACCCUCCCGUCGCCACUCUAAGUUAUUUCAUGUUUUAGAUUUAUUGUUGCAUUAGAAUACUGUUGUUGCUCUAUUAAAUAAAUUUAAUGUUUAGUAUAAUUCACUAUGAAUUAGGCUACGAAACUCACUUCCAUUAAAUAAACCAUGUGGCCGUGACGUGUAAAGUGGUGGGCGAGACUAGUAAAGUCAAUCACUAUUAUAA